AUGAUUGAUCCGGACCUUCAAGCUAUUGUUAUUGACAACGGUUCAAUGUGAUGUAGAGUAGGAUACGCUGGAGAUGACACUCCGCAAGCCGUUAUUCCAAGCAUGCUCGGCCAUAUAAAAUUUGAAAAAAUAUAUCAUAAAUCAUGACAAAAAAGAUUUUAUGUUGCUGAUGAAGUCCUAGAGAAGCAAAAUGACCUUGAUAUUAAAUACACAGUUGAGCAUGGUAUUAUUACGAACUGAAAUUACAUAGAAAAAUUAUGAUAUCACAUUUUUUAUAACGAGUUAAGAGCUCCACCUGAUGAGCAUCCAGUUCUCCUUACUGAAACUCCCUUCAACCCUAAAGACAACCGAGAAAGAAUGACCCAAAUAAUGUUCGAAACUUUCAGUGUCCCUGCAUUUUAUGUUGCUUCACAAGCAGCGCUUAUAAUAUACAGCUCUGGUCGAACUUCUGGUAUCGCUGUUAAUUCAGGUCACGGAAUAACUUAUAUCGCACCAGCUUAUGAAGGUUAUACUUUACCUCAUGCAAUUCAAAGGGUUGAAAUCACUGGAAGCGAUUUGACUAACCAUUUAACCAUCCUGAUGACUGAAAGAGGAUAUUCGCUGACUAAUUCAGCUGAAAGAGAAGUUGUUAGAAAUAUCAAAGAAAGACUAUGCUAUGUGGCUCAAGAUUUUCAAGAAGAAAUGUCCAAAACUUCAUCAGAAUUUGAAAAGAAUUAUGAAAUGCCUGAUGGAAGCACAGUGACUCUUGGAAAUGAAAGAUUUAGAACUCCAGAAGCACUAUUCCAGCCUAGUUUACUAGGACUUGAUAUUGAUGGAAUUCAUGAAAUAGUUGAUAAAACUAUCAAGAAAUGUGAUUUAGACAUUAGAAAAGAGCUAUAUGAAAAUAUCGUCUUGAGUGGAGGCUCAACUAUGUAUCCUGGAAUUGUAAAAAGACUUGAAAAAGAAAUUCGAAAUAAAGCUUUAUCUAGUUUUAAUGUAAAAAUUUUUGCAUCACAAGAACGAAAAUGCGCUGUUUGAGAAGGAGGAUCUAUUCUUGCCUCACUCCCAAGUUUUCAAAAAAUGUGGAUCACUAAGGUUGAAUAUGAUGAAGUCGGAGCUCAAAUCGUUCAUCGAAAAUGUUUCUAA
Molecule: messenger RNA, 1125 nt
Organism: Blepharisma stoltei
Lineage: Eukaryota; Ciliophora; Heterotrichea; Heterotrichida; Blepharismidae
Source: the annotation of a GenBank genome assembly